AUGGACGUCGACGUUGAUAAUGAAAGUGCAGUAAUACCACCGGCCGAUAUUGUCAAGUCCUUCUCAAGAUACCAAACAGAAGCGUUCAGAGACUUACUCUACGCUUCUGAAAAUUCUUUAAGAAUUGAUGCCUCUGAAAUAAGCUUCUUGCGAAGCGUCGACCGGUCAGCUGCUAAAAGCCUAGACGCAACCGGUGAUAAGAUCCUGUCACUUAUUAAUCGAUUAGUCGCGAACUCGGGCUUACUAUCAGCAACAACGACAAACCGAUCUGGUGAUCCGCUCCUUGGUAGUGCUGAGGACAUUGAAAAUAAAUUCAGCGACAUUGUUGAGGUUAUUGACUCUGCACUUGAAAAAGCCGACGUUUGUUUGGAUGAGUAUACUGGUCGCGCGAAACAAAUUGCUGUGCCGAUAACUGCGAGUACACCUAUCGUCGCCCAGUUGAGCACAAAUGCGGACACUCGCAUUUUGUAUGCGAAAAAUAUUUUGAGGCCGCAACUGAGGUUUCCUGAUACAAUUGACAAUUCACGCACACCUUUUGUGCCAAAAAUUAAAGAAAAACCUAAUGCUAUCGUGCCAUUACAGACUUUUGCUGAUGGAAAUAGGAUGGCAAUCGAAGAUGAUGAUGCGUCAGGAUUUCCACAUCCUUAUGAGUAUGAAAUCAAUAAUUUAGAAUAUCCGGAGCAUAUGUUCAAAGUUCCCAAUAAUGAUGACGGACAAUAUAUGCCUGGACCAAUGGAUACCGCUCAUAUCUUCAUUACCAAAGAAGAAGAGUUGACCGCUCUCUGUGAUAAACUGAACACUGUGCAAGAAAUCGCGAUUGAUCUUGAACAUCACGACUAUCGAUCCUUUCAAGGAUUCACUUGUUUAAUUCAGAUAAGCACUCGUGACCAAGACUAUAUACUCGAUGCUUUCACUCUUAGACACGCAAUGCAUGCUCUUAAUCAUCCUUUUACUAAUCCAAAUAUAGUAAAAGUAUUCCACGGUGCUAAUUCUGAUAUUCAAUGGCUACAAAAGGAUUUCGGGGUCUAUGUAGUCAAUCUCUUCGACACUUUUCAUGCUUCAAAUGUUUUGGCUCUUCCACAACACUCUUAUGCUUUCCUAGUGAAAAAUUAUUGCGGUAUAGAAAUCGACAAGCGAUUUCAAUUGGCAGAUUGGCGAAUGCGACCACUCCCAAUAGAAAUGCUCAAUUAUGCUCGCACCGAUACCCACUAUUUGCUUUACAUAUAUGAUCGCAUGAGGAAAGAACUAUUGCAAAAAUCUCCUAAUCUUUUACAAGUGACAUUGGAUCGUUCUCGCGAGGUGUCUUUGUUGAAAUAUGAAAAAGAUAGAUCCGAUCCAGAGACUGGGGAAGGUAAUGGCGGAUGGAAAAAUGAUCUCAGCAAAUGUAAUCGGCAUUUCAAUAAUCAACAAUUAGCUGUUUUUAAAGUCCUUCAUGCAUGGCGGGACACUAGAGCGCGCGAAGAGGACGAAAGUGUUCGUUAUGUGCUGCCAAAUAAUAUGCUGUUUGAGCUUGCACAGCGAAUGCCCAUUGAAACAUCUGGUGUAAUUAGUUGUUGCAAUCCUACUCCAACAUUGGUACGGAUGCACGCAAUUGAUCUAGCAUUGCUUAUUGAAAGAACUAAAAAAGAGGCCGAAAUUUCAUCAAACAAACCGAUGGAAACAACAAAGACAUUAUAUAACAACGCUUCUGAAAUUGUACCAGUUGAAAAAAGUUUAGGGGACAUUACAACACAAAUAGUCAAUGAAUUUGAGUUAUGUGAAAACGAUGCUGCUCGACUUCUAGCAAAAACAUCGAAAUUAUUUGGAAAAGAGCUUGAUGAAAUCACGGAAAUUGAUCCUAAAUCAUUUCAAAUUGUGAUGAGACUUUUAGAAAGUAUGGAAGUCUUCGCUUCAAUCCCGAAAAUUUUAAACAUAGAGCAAUAUCAGAUUCAACAGCAACCUCCUCAUUUGUUUGUUCCGGCAGAAUUACGUAAAACAAAAGGAAAAGAGCGUGAAGUAGUGGAUAAUUCGUCAAUAAACAAUAACGUCACCUUACAUGAUCAGGAAGAAGAUAUCGAUCAAAAUCCAAACCAACGUAAACCCAAAUUUUCCAAGGGAAAAGAGAGAGAAGUUAAUAUUUUCUCCUCGAGUAAUAACAUUCACUCUAAGGAGGUUAUAGAAAUCAUGGAUGACGACGAAGUUUCAAUACCCAUGGACUUGGAGAACAAUGAACAUAUUGCUGAAAUUAAAAAUGAAUCCGACUUGAGAAAACCUACCUUAAUGCAAAAAGGUGACAAUUACAUUUAUACCGGAGAAUCAAUUAGACAGAUGACCUCCAAAAAACGAGGUCGAGGUGGUAAAAAUAAGGGUAAGAAGAAAGAAUCGAAUGAAGGUCUUGCUGAAUCAUCUUCAAGAAAUUCGUUAUUUCAGGAAAUUCAUGUCCCUUCAAUAGUCGAAAGUGCGCAAGCUCAAAAAAUGGACAAAAAAUCAGAAAAGAACUCGCAAGAAAUACGCGAUGGCAAAGAUGAUGGCCAAUUAUUGGAGUCUGAUUCUCCAAAGAAAACAAGGGGAAUUUUACCUUCAUCAACUUCCGGUAAUUCGACACUUCCCUUGCAUUUAAACACAUCAAUGAGAGAUGUAGAUGAAUUGUUACAGAACACGAUCUUUGAAUUAAAUAAACAUGAAGAUGAUCUAAUAGCUGAUCCAUCAUACGAUCCAGCCUUAGAAAAUCCGUCAAAACAUCUAGUCAUAGAAGAUCCGGAUAAACUAAUGCAAGAAAUGCGAGAGGCAGGAGUUAGUAUUGGACCAAGUGGCAGCGCUCAAGUUAUGAAUAAUAACGUGAGGAAACAAAGAAAAGCUGCUCAAGUUGCUCGAAUGAAGAUAUAUCUGAGGUAUCAUAAGCCAGAUUCUUCACCUCCACUCCCAUCUACUUCCUCAAGAAAAAAGAAAAAACAUAAAUUAUUCGAUGUACCGUUUUCACAAAUGAAUCUCGAGAGUCAUGAGGAUUUGAAUAACAGUAGCACAAUUGUUCAUCAGGAUAAGAGUGAUUACAACGACGUCAACAAAAUUCUUCCUCCAAAGCCCAAAAAAGUAAAAAAGAAGAAAUCCAAAGGUGAAAAACCCAAGCUUGAAACUUCCAAAAAAGAGAAGAAACGUGUUGCUGAUGCUCGAUUUUGGGCUCAAUUUGAAGCAACAUUCAAUGGUCAAACAUCAUUACCAACUCAAAGUCAUACCGGGCAAUUACAUACAGCAAUCCCUAUUAGCAAUGAUAAUAACGCAUUUUCAUUAAAUUCCCGGAGUGCACCCGUUCUUAGCAGCACAUCAACCACCACAACAAAUAAUAUCACGAAUAUUCAAGCGCCAUUGCUUUAUUAUCCACCAAAUCUAAAUAUGAACCUCUCAAAUAGCAAUCAAUUUGGUUUUCCGAUCACAUCUUUUGGGACUAUUGAUCAUACUGCUCUUCCCUCCAAUAUUCCGACCAUGCAGAAUACUAAUUCGAUAAUGGUUGCCAGUUCAAGAAAUAAUUCAGAUAAACCCCGGCUAAGCUAUCCACCAAUGCCGGUACCAACAAGUCAAGCAAUUACUAAGACUGAGCAUCAAUCACAGUCUAAUAAUUUGUUCAACAAUCCGCCACACCAACCACAAUUACCGCCUCCUAGAACUUCUAUUGGACUUCCGUAUAAUUCUAAUAGCCUUGGUGGUAUACCUCAGUCAACAAGUCCGAAUAUUGGUCACUCUUCUUCAGCAGCCUAUCUAGGAAAUCGUAGUAUGACAUUUGGUUUUCCACCACCUUCAGCUUCAUUAAACACAAACAGCAACCACCACCACAACAAUAAUAUUGCAACUAGUAAUGAUAACAAUAAUAACAACUACACUAACACAAAUGGAGAACGAUGUAUAAUACAAUGA
Messenger RNA from Ambispora leptoticha, 3888 nucleotides. Lineage: Eukaryota; Fungi; Glomeromycota; Glomeromycetes; Archaeosporales; Ambisporaceae. The record is from the annotation of a GenBank genome assembly.